CAACCGUCAGUGUGUGACAAACCUGAAAACAGUUCGAGUGCGAGUGCCGGACGGUUCGGACGUGUGGGCCACGCACAAUUCAAAUCGAAAAACGCAGAGUUAACCAACAGAAGUAUCUUAGAGAAAUAUACAAAAGAAGAGAAACAGAGCCAGUCUGGACAAGUGAAAGAGAAAUUGAUAUACGAAAGCGCUUAAACGAGAGCCGUGCUAAAAUAUACAAAAAUGUGCGCUUAGUGAAACAGUGGCUAGGAAAAAUGUCAAUUCGCAGUGAACAAGAGUGAGAAAUCUACGAAAAAUAUAACGAAAACUACACCCUUUUGGAGUAUCUGCGAGAUACAGAUACCCUAAGUCCCCUCCCAAACACACACAAAACCCAAUCAUGGCGGCAAUACUGCUGCUCCUGCUCGGGUUAUCCUGGACUUCAUCUUUAACCUUUGGAGUUGAAGCCGCUUUGGCGCCCAAGGAGAGCGAAUCGAGUGCCAGUGCCAUGUUGGGCGCCGGAACAGGAGCCGCGGCAACGGUAUCGCUAUCCGGCGACUACUCCUCGCUGCUGUCCAAUGUGCCGGCUUCCUCGCCAGUUCCGGCCAAUGCCCCAUCACAGCACAGUGGACCGGCCAAUCAGUGUUCCUGGUCCUACAACGGCACCAGUUUGGUGCACUGCGCCCUGCGUCUGAUUGAACGACAGCCGGGCCUGGAUCUCCAGGGUGCCGAUGGCAGUAGCCAGCUGACCAUCCAGUGCAGCGAGCUCUACCUCUUCGAGUCCUCGCUGCCAGUGGCCGUGUUUGCCAGAUUGCAGACCCUAGAGGCACUGCGUCUGGACUCGUGCAAGCUCCUGCAGCUGCCCAACAAUGCCUUCGAGGGCUUGGCCACUCUGAAAUCGCUGCGUUUGAGCACCCAUAACAGUGAAUGGGGUCCAACACGAGCCCUGGAGCUCUUCCCCGACUCCCUGGGCGGCCUGAAGCAACUCACCGAUCUGGAUCUGGGCGACAACAAUCUGCGACAGCUGCCCGCUGGCUUCCUCUGUCCGGUGGGUAAUCUCCAGGUGCUCAAUCUCACCCGCAACCGCAUCCGAACUGCCGAGCAGUUGGGCUUUGCGGACAUGAACUGCGGAGCGGGUUCCGGAAGUGCUGGCAGUGAGCUCCAGGUCCUGGAUGCCAGUCACAAUGAGUUGAGAUCCGUGAGCGAAAGCUGGGGAAUUUCCCGGCUGCGCAGGUUGCAACACCUUAAUCUGGCCCAUAAUAAUCUCUCCGAGCUGUCUGGCGAAGCCCUAGCCGGUUUGGCUUCUCUGCGGAUAGUCAAUCUGAGUAAUAACCACCUGGAGACCCUGCCUGAAGGUCUUUUUGCUGGCUCCAAGGAACUGCGAGAGAUCCACCUGCAGCAAAAUGAGCUCUACGAGCUUCCCAAGGGACUGUUUCAUCGACUGGAGCAACUUUUGAUAGUGGAUUUGUCGGGUAACCAGCUGACCUCCAACCAUGUGGAUAACACCACCUUUGCUGGCCUGAUCCGUCUCAUAGUGCUGAAUCUGGCCCAUAAUGCUUUGACUCGCAUUGAUUAUCGCACCUUCAAGGAGCUGUACUUCCUCCAGAUCCUGAAUCUGCGCAACAACUCCAUUGGCCACAUCGAGGACAAUGCCUUCUUGCCGCUGUACAACCUGCAUACCCUCAAUCUCGCCGAGAAUCGUCUGCACACGUUGGAUGACAAACUUUUCAAUGGACUGUAUGUGCUGUCUAAGCUAACGCUGAACAAUAAUCUCAUUAGCGUUGUGGAGGCAGCUGUGUUCAAGAACUGCUCGGACUUGAAGGAACUGGAUCUGAGUUCCAACCAACUGAAUGAGGUACCGCGUGCUCUGCAGGACUUGGCCAUGCUGCGCACCCUCGACUUGGGCGAGAAUCAAAUCCGGACGUUCGACAACCAAAGUUUCAAGAAUCUUCACCAGCUGACUGGUCUGCGGUUGAUAGACAAUCAGAUUGGCAACAUAACUGUGGGCAUGUUCCAGGAUCUGCCACGUCUGAGUGUACUGAACUUGGCCAAGAACCGCAUUCAGAGCAUCGAGCGUGGCUCCUUCGACAAGAACUACGAGCUGGAGGCGAUUCGUCUGGACAGGAACUUCCUAUCGGAUAUAAAUGGAGUUUUCGCCACACUCGUUUCUCUGCUGUGGUUAAAUCUAUCCGAGAAUCACUUGGUGUGGUUUGAUUAUGCCUUCAUUCCAUCGAACUUGAAGUGGCUGGAUAUCCAUGGAAAUUAUAUCGAGGCUCUGGGCAACUACUACAAGCUGCAGGAGGAGAUCCGUGUAAAGACUCUGGAUGCCUCGCACAAUCGCAUAACGGAAAUUGGACCCAUGUCGAUUCCGAACACAAUAGAGCUGCUCUUCAUCAACAACAAUCUCAUUGGAAAUGUGCAGCCGAAUGCCUUUGUGGACAAGGCAAAUCUGGCCCGAGUGGAUCUCUAUGCCAAUCAGCUGAGUAAACUGCAGUUGCAACAAUUGCGAGUGGCUCCAGUGGUGGCUCCGAAACCAUUGCCGGAGUUCUACUUGGGUGGUAAUCCCUUCGAGUGCGACUGCACCAUGGACUGGCUGCAGAGGAUUAACAAUCUGACCACCAGGCAGCAUCCUCGUGUGAUGGAUAUGGCCAACAUUGAGUGCGUGAUGCCACAUGCCCGCGGUGCUGCAGUUCGUCCAUUGAGUGGUCUGCGUCCGCAGGACUUCCUCUGUAGCUACGACUCCCACUGCUUCGCUUUGUGUCAUUGCUGUGAUUUCGAUGCCUGUGACUGUGAGAUGACGUGCCCGAAUAACUGCACCUGCUACCAUGACCAGAUCUGGUCCACCAAUGUGGUCGACUGCGGUGGCAAGCAGACCACGGAGCUGCCACGUCGCGUUCCCAUGGAUUCGAGUGUGGUCUAUCUGGACGGAAAUAUUUUCCCAGUGCUGGCGAAUCAUGCAUUUAUCGGACGCAAGAAUUUGCGAGCUCUUUAUGUGAAUGGUAGUCAGGUGGCUUCCAUCCAGAAUCGCACCUUCGCCAGCCUGGCCUCGCUGCAGUUGCUCCAUUUGGCCGACAACAAGUUGCGCACUCUUCAUGGCUACGAAUUCGAGCAGCUUUCCUCCUUGAGGGAGCUGUAUCUGCAGAAUAACCAACUGACUACCAUUGAGAAUGCCACCCUGGCUCCCUUGGCUGCCCUGGAGCUCAUCCGCAUCGAUGGCAAUCGCUUGGUGACUCUGCCCAUUUGGCAGAUGCACGCCACCCACUUUGGCACGAGGUUGCGUUCCAUCAGUCUGGGCAGGAACCAAUGGAGCUGCAGGUGCCAGUUUCUGCAGGCCCUCACUGCCUAUGUGGCGGAUAAUGCCCUGAUUGUCCAGGAUGCCCAGGAUAUCUACUGCAUGGCAGCCAGCUCGGGGGCUGGUGGCUCCGCUCUGGAGGAUAGCACCUUGAAUGCUGGAGCCCUCGAGAAGAGGGAGCUGGACUUCAAUGCCACCGGAGCUGCCUGCACCGAUUACUACUCCGGUGGCUCUAUGCUGCAGCAUGGCAUCCCAGAAUCCUAUAUUCCCCUGGUGGCUGCUGCACUGGCUCUUGUCUUCCUGAUCGUGGUCAUUGCCAUGGUAUUUGCCUUCCGGGAAUCCCUGAGGAUCUGGCUGUUUGCUCAUUACGGCGUCCGGGUAUUUGGACCACGUUGCGAGGAGUCCGAGAAGCUGUACGACGCAGUGCUCCUCCACUCCGCCAAGGAUUCGGAGUUCGUGUGCCAGCACUUGGCGGCCCAGCUGGAAACUGGAAGACCUCCACUGAGGGUCUGUCUGCAGCAUAGGGAUCUGGCUCAUGAUGCCACCCACUAUCAACUACUUGAGGCCACGAGGGUCUCCCGUCGAGUGGUCAUCCUUCUAACCCGCAACUUCCUGCAGACGGAGUGGGCCCGCUGUGAACUUCGCCGCUCCGUUCAUGAUGCCCUACGUGGAAGACCUCAGAAGCUGGUGAUCAUCGAGGAGCCUGAGGUGGCUUUCGAGGCGGAGAGCGAUAUUGAACUGCUGCCCUAUCUGAAGACAUCAGCUGUUCACCGGAUUCGCCGCUCGGAUCGCCACUUCUGGGAGAAGCUGCGUUACGCCCUGCCCGUGGACUAUCCCACAUUCCGAGGCAACAACUACACCCUCGAGUUGGACCAUCACAACCACGAGCGGGUGAAGCAGCCGGCUAGUCCUGGACUGCUCUACCGCCAGGCUCCACCACCUGCCUACUGCGGUCCGGCGGACGGAAUUGGAGUUGGUCCUGUGCCACAGGUCGUAGCAGUUAAUGCCUCUGUUCCGGCAGAGCAGAAUUACUCUACGGCCACUACGGCUACGCCCAGUCCCAGGCCACAGCGGCGUGGAGAACAGCAGGGAUCAGGAUCCGGUGGGAACCAUCACCUGCACGCCCAGUACUACCAGCACCAUGGGAUGCGUCCACCCUCGGAGCACAUAUACUCCAGCAUCGACUCCGACUACUCGACCCUGGAUAACGAGCAGCACAUGCUGAUGAUGCCAGCCGGUGGUCUUGGCAUGGAGGCGGCACAGAGGGCCCAGACCUGGCGGCCCAAGCGGGAGCAGCUGCAUCAUCAGCAGGCUCAGGCCGGGACCCUGGGCUCCAAGGCGGCCCAAUCCGCCCAGCAACAACAACAACAACAACAGCAGCAGCAGCAACAGCUACAAAAUCCGACAGCCGUAGCCGGACAACAACAAGGACCUCAUGUCCAGGCGUAUCUGGUGUAAGGGGGGCAAGCCCAACCGCUUUCUGGGAGAGUGACAGUGAUUUCUUUAGGGACUGGUUCCUGUGCAUAAUUUUAAUUACUAAAAUAUAUGUGCGAGUUAAGCUAAGCGAAGGGAAGGGAAGCGUAAGGGGGAGGCAAACAAAAGAGAUGCGGAAGUAGAAACUAGCCAGCCAGGCAGCCAGGCAGCCAGCCAGAUUUUAACGUACAUUAUUUUGUUUAUCCAGUGUAAAGUCAUUUUAGAUGCACUAAACAAACCUAAAGAUACGAGAUACAAGAUACAGAUGCAGUUGAGAAGGGCCUGGGUCAUGUCAAGAGAGUGUGUGUAUAGCCAAGGGGAAAGUGAGGAGGGCAGAAGGCAGGGGGAUGUUACUUACAACACACAAUGCCAUUUCAAAGUUUCAAAACUUUACCACAGCAAACUUAGUUUUCUCCCUCACAUGAGCACGAACUUUCGGUCUUCAUCUGGCAUUUGCUUAGCCGAGAAUUGCCCGAGGGGGGAAUUUGUGAUAACUUUUUAAUAUGGUUUUAAUCAGUUGGACUCUGGAACCUCUACCAUAAAGUUGGAAUGGAGUUGGGUUAGUAAAGCCAGCUUAUGACUGCAUUUGCAUCCUCAGAGAGAGAGAGAGAGAGAGAGAGAGUCUUAGUGUGCCCCGAAAAUUGAUUGUUCAAUAAUUGACUUGGUAAUUGCCAUUAAUCCGGACUAGCUGCCCUGCAUCUCCAGUGUCUACUGCAUCUACUGCAUCCAUUUGUAAAUAGCUCUCAAUACCGUAUUUACUGCCCAAACAGAUAGAUAUAUAACACAGAUACAGAUACAGAGAUACACCUUUAUAUAGAUACAGAUACAAAUUUGUAACCGUAUGGGGAUAAUUCAAUAAUCACAUUCAAGUACACAUGUAAAUUGUAUGCCACAGCCGUAAAAUCGAUAAAUGCAUUUGUCAAGUAA
This is a messenger RNA of Drosophila eugracilis, 5671 nucleotides long. It is a transcript of the gene Toll-7, whose product is annotated as toll-like receptor 7. The coding region runs from base 380 to 4729 and encodes 1449 amino acids. Gene Ontology annotation, biological process: signal transduction. The transcript has a single exon. Lineage: Eukaryota; Metazoa; Arthropoda; Insecta; Diptera; Drosophilidae. Gene Ontology annotation, molecular function: protein binding. The record is from RefSeq and is a predicted model, not a curated record.